AUGCAGAUCUACGGCUUGCUCAUCCUCGCCAACCCACCCGGUGCCGGUGCGGUUCCUCUCACAACAGCAUGGGAGCUUGGUUCCUUUUCUUGGCUGCAGCGAGGCACUGUACAGGAUAUGAUGGGAUUCAUGGCAAGAACGGUGGCGGAACGAACGCAGCCCACGCAGCGACAGUCCGUGCAAGAGAACUCGUACGUUGCCCACGUCCACUCACGACCAGCAUCGGACGGCAUCUCUGGCGUGCUCAUCACCGACACCGAAUACCCGGUCCGCGUCGCCUUCUCCUUGCUCAACAAGACGCUCGACGAAUUCGUCAUCAAGGUGCCCAAAUCGCAAUGGGAGACCAAGGUCAACGCCAUCACCACCGGCUCCGCCACAGCUCCUCCCAAAGGCGAGCCUCUGCUCGGAGUAAGCGCCUUCCCGCAAUCCGUCGACUACGUCAAGAGAUACCAGGACCCACGUCAGGCAGAUACCAUCAUGAAGGUUCAACAGGAGCUGGACGAGACCAAGAUCGUACUGCACAAGACUAUCGAUUCGGUGUUGCAGCGAGGUGAAGAUCUGGAUAAGCUGGUAGAGAAGUCGGGCACGUUGAGCGAACAGAGCAAGAUGUUCUACAAGACGGCAAAGAAGCAGAAUUCGUGCUGUGUGGUCAUGUAG
Pseudozyma hubeiensis SY62 is the source of this 657-nucleotide messenger RNA. RefSeq names its product synaptobrevin. Gene Ontology annotation, molecular function: SNAP receptor activity. NCBI's taxonomy places the organism in Eukaryota, Fungi, Basidiomycota, Ustilaginomycetes, Ustilaginales, Ustilaginaceae. The record is from RefSeq and is a predicted model, not a curated record. Gene Ontology annotation, biological process: endoplasmic reticulum to Golgi vesicle-mediated transport. The transcript has 2 exons. The coding region runs from base 1 to 657 and encodes 218 amino acids. Gene Ontology annotation, cellular component: Golgi apparatus.